Messenger RNA from Closterium sp. Naga37s-1, 5669 nucleotides. NCBI's taxonomy places the organism in Eukaryota, Viridiplantae, Streptophyta, Zygnematophyceae, Desmidiales, Closteriaceae. The record is from the annotation of a GenBank genome assembly.
AUGGACCCGGUUGGACCAACUGGCCUGUUGGUCCUUUGGACCGGUUGGACCAACUGGCCUGUUGGUCCUAUGGACCGUUGGACCAACUGGCCUGUUGGUCCUAUGGACCGGUUGGACCAACUGGCCUGUUGGUCCUGUGGACCGGUUGGACCAACUGGCCUGUUGGUCCUAUGGACCGGUUGGACCAACUGGCCUGUUGGUCCUAUGGACCGGUUGGACCAACUGGCCUGUUGGUCCUAUGGACCGGUUGGACCAACUGGCCUGUUGGUCCUAUGGACCGGUUGGACCAACUGGCCUGUUGGUCCUAUGGACCGGUUGGACCAACUGGCCUGUUGGUCCUAUGGACCGGUUGGACCAACUGGCCUGUUGGUCCUAUGGACCGGUUUGGACCAACUGGCCUGUUGGUCCUAUGGACCGGUUGGACCAACUGGCCUGUUGGUCCUAUGGACCGGUUGGACCAACUGGCCUGUUGGUCCUAUGGACCGGUUGGACCAACUGGCCUGUUGGUCCUAUGGACCGGUUGGACCAACUGGCCUGUUGGUCCUAUGGACCGGUUGGACCAACUGGCCUGUUGGCCGAAUGGACCGGUUGGACCAACUGGCCUGUUGGUCCUAUGGACCGGUUGGACCAACUGGCCUGUUGGGAUGGACCGGGGGGUUGGUCCAAUGGACCGGUUGGACCAACUGGCCUGUUGGUCCUAUGGACCGGUUGGACCAACUGGCUCUGUUGUCCUAUGGACCGGUUGGACCAACUGGCCUGUUGGUCCUAUGGACCGGUUGGACCAACUGGCCUGUUGGUCCUAUGGACCGGUUGGACCAACUGGCCUGUUGGUCCUAUGGACCGGUUGGACCAACUGGCCUGUUGGUCCUGAAUGGACCGGUUGGACCAACUGGCCUGUUGGUCCUAUGGACCGGUUGGACCAACUGGCCUGUUGUCCUAAUGGACCGGUUGGACCAACUGGCCUGUUGGUCCUAUGGACCGGUUGGACCAACUGGCCUGUUGGUCCUAUGGACCGGUUGGACCAACUGGCCUGUUGGUCCUAUGGACCGGUUGGACCAACUGGCCUGUUGGUCCUAUGGACCGGUUGGACCAACUGGCCUGUUGGUCCUAUGGACCGGUUGGACCAACUGGCCUGUUGGUCCUAUGGACCGGUUGGACCAACUGGCCUGUUGGUCCUAUGGACCGGUUGGACCAACUGGCCUGUUGGUCCUAUGGACCGGUUGGACCAACUGGCCUGUUGGUCCUAAUGGACCGGUUGGACCAACUGGCCUGUUGGUCCUAUGGACCGGUUGGACCAACUGGCCUGUUGGUCCUAUGGACCGGUUGGACCAACUGGCCUGUUGGUCCUAUGGACCGGUUGGACCAACUGGCCUGUUGGUCCUAUGGACCGGUUGGACCAACUGGCCUGUUGGUCCUAUGGACCGUUUGGACCAACUGGCCUGUUGGUCCUAUGGACCGGUUGGACCAACUGGCCUGUUGGUCCUAUGGACCGGUUGGACCAACUGGCCUGUUGGUCCUAUGGACCGGUUGGACCAACUGGCCUGUUGGUCCUAUGGACCGGUUGGACCAACUGGCCUGUUGGUCCUAUGGACCGGUUGGACCAACUGGCCUGUUGGUCCAAUGGACCGGUUGGACCAACUGGCCUGUUGGUCCUAUGGACCGGUUGGACCAACUGGCCAUGGUGGUCCUAUGGACCUGGGUAGGUUGGACCAACUGGCCUGUUGGUCCUAUGGACCGGUUGGACCAACUGGCCUGUUGGUCCUAUGGACCGGUUGGACCAACUGGCCUGUUGGUCCUAUGGACCGGUUGGACCAACUGGCCUGUUGGUCCAUGGACCGGUUGGACCAACUGGCCUGUUGGUCCUAUGGACCGGUUGGACCAACUGGCCUGUUGGUCCUAUGGACCGGUUUGACCAACUGGCCUGUUGGUCCUAUGGACCGGUUGGACCAACUGGCCUGUUGGUCCUAUGGACCGGUUGGACCAACUGGCCUGUUGGUCCUAUGGACCGGUUGGACCAACUGGCCUGUUGGUCCUAUGGACCGGUUGACCAACUGGCCUGUUGGUCCUAUGGACCGGUUGGACCAACUGGCCUGUUGGUCCUAUGGACCGUUGGACCAACUGCCUGUUGGUCCUAUGGACCGGUUGGACCAACUGGCCUGUUGGUCCUAUGGACCGGUUGGACCAACUGGCCUGUUGGUCCUAUGGACCGGUUGGACCAACUGGCCUGUUGGUCCUAUGGACCGGUUGGACCAACUGGCCUGUUGGUCCUAUGGACCGGUUGGACCAACUGGCCUGUUGGUCCUAUGGACCGGUUGGACCAACUGGCCUGUUGGUCCUAUGGACCGGUUGGACCAACUGGCCUGUUGGCCUAUGGACCGGUUGGACCAACUGGCCUGUUGGUCCUAUGGACCGGUUGGACCAACUGGCCUGUUGGUCCUAUGGACCGGUUGGACCAACUGGCCUGUUGGUCCUAUGGACCGGUUGGACCAACUGGCCUGUUGGUCCUAUGGACCGGUUGGACCAACUGGCCUGUUGGUCCUAUGGACCGGUUGGACCAACUGGCCUGUUGGUCCUAUGGACCGGUUGGACCAACUGGCCUGUUGGUCCUAUGGACCGGUUGGACCAACUGGCCUGUUGGUCCUAUGGACCGGUUGGACCAACUGGCCUGUUGGUCCUAUGGACCGGUUGGACCAACUGCCUGUUGGUCCUAUGGACCGGUUGGACCAACUGGCCUGUUGGUCCUAUGGACCGGUUGGACCAACUGGCCUGUUGGUCCUAUGGACCGGUUUGGACCAACUGGCCUGUUGGUCCUAUGGACCGGUUGGACCAACUGGCCUGUUGGUCCUAUGGACCGGUUGGACCAACUGGCCUGUUGGUCCUAUGGACCGGUUGGACCAACUGGCCUGUUGGUCCUAUGGACCGGUUGGACCAACUGGCCUGUUGGUCCUAUGGACCGGUUGGACCAACUGGCCUGUUGGUCCUAUGGACCGGUUUGGACCAACUGGCCUGUUGGUCCUAUGGACCGGUUGGACCAACUGGCCUGUUGGUCCUAUGGACCGGUUGGACCAACUGGCCUGUUGGUCCUAUGGACCGGUUGGACCAACUGGCCUGUUGGUCCUAUGGACCGUUGGACCAACUGGCCUGUUGGUCCUAUGGACCGGUUGGACCACUGGCCUGUUGGUCCUAUGGACCGGUUGGACCAACUGGCCUGUUGGUCCUAUGGACCGGUUGGACCAACUGGCCUGUUGGUCCUAUGGACCGGUUGGACCAACUGGCCUGUUGGUCCUAUGGACCGGUUGGACCAACUGGCCUGUUGGUCCUAUGGACCGGUUGGACCAACUGGCCUGUUGGUCCUAUGGACCGGUUGGACCAACUGGCCUGUUGGUCCUAUGGACCGGUUGGACCAACUGGCCUGUUGGUCCUAUGGACCGGUUGGACCAACUGGCUGUUGGUCCUAUGGACCGGUUGGACCAACUGGCCUGUUGGUCCUAUGGACCGGUUGGACCAACUGGCCUGUUGGUCCUAUGGACCGGUUGGACCAACUGGCCUGUUGGUCCUAUGGACCGGUUGGACCAACUGGCCUGUUGGUCCUAUGGACCGGUUGGACCAACUGGCCUGUUGGUCCUAUGGACCGGUUGGACCAACUGGCCUGUUGGUCCUAUGGACCGGUUGGACAACUGGCCUGUUGGUCCUAUGGACCGGUUGGACCAACUGGCCUGUUGGUCCUAUGGACCGGUUGGACCACUGGCCUGUUGGUCCUAUGGACCGGUUGGACCAACUGGCCUGUUGGUCCAUGGACCGGUUGGACCAACUGGCCUGUUGGUCCUAUGGACCGGUUGGACCAACUGGCCUGUUGGUCCUAUGGACCGGUUGGACCAACUGGCCUGUUGGUCCUAUGGACCGGUUGGACCAACUGGCCUGUUGGUCCUAUGGACCGGUUGGACCAACUGGCCUGUUGGCCUAUGGACCGGUUGGACCAACUGGCCUGUUGGUCCUAUGGACCGGUUGGACCAACUGGCCUGUUGGUCCUAUGGACCGGUUGGACCAACUGGCCUGUGGUCCUAUGGACCGGUUGGACCAACUGGCCUGUUGGUCCUAUGGACCGGUUGGACCAACUGGCCUAUUGGUCCUAUGGACCGGUUGGACCAACUGGCCUGUUGGUCCUAUGGACCGGUUUGGACCAACUGGCCUGUUGGUCCUAUGGACCGGUUGGACCAACUGGCCUGUUGGUCCUAUGGACCGGUUGGACCAACUGGCCUGUUGGUCCUAUGGACCGGUUGGACCAACUGGCCUGUUGGGCUAUGGACCGGUUGGACCAACCUGGCCUGUUGGUCCUAUGGACCGGUUGGACCAACUGGCCUGUUUGUCCUAAUGGACCGGUUGGACCACUGGCCUGUUGGUCCUAUGGACCGGUUGGACCAACUGGCCUGUUGGUCCUAUGGACCGGUUGGACCAACUGGGCCUGUUGGUCCUAUGGACCGGUUGGACCAACUGGCCUGUUGGUCCUAUGGACCGGUUGGACCAACUGGCCUGUUGGUCCUAUGGACCGGUUGGACCAACUGGCCUGUUGGUCCUAUGGACCGGUUGGACCAACUGGCCUGUUGGUCCUAUGGACCGGAUUGGACCAACUGGCCUGUUGGUCCUAUGGACCGGUUGGACCAACUGGCCUGUUGGUCCUAUGGACCGGUUGGACCAACUGGCCUGUUGGUCCUAUGGACCGGUUGGACCAACUGGCCUGUUGGUCCUAUGGACCGGUUGGACCAACUGGCCUGUUGGUCCUAUGGACCGUUGGACCAACUGGCCUGUUGGUCCUAUGGACCGGUUGGACCAACUGGCCUGUUGGUCCUAUGGACCGGUUGGACCAACUGGCCUGUUGGUCCUAUGGACCGGUUGGACCACUGGCCUGUUGGUCCUAUGGACCGGUUGGACCAACUGGCCUGUUGGUCCUAUGGACCGGUUGGACCAACUGGCAUGUUGGUCCUAUGGACCUCGUUGGACCAACUGGCCUGUUGGUCCUAUGGACCGGUUGGACCAACUGGCCUGUUGGUCCUAUGGACCGGUUGGACCAACUGGCCUGUUGGUCCUAUGGACCGGUUGGACCAACUGGCCUGUGGUCCUAUGGACCGGUUGGACCAACUGGCCUGUUGGUCCUAUGGACCGGUUGGACCAACUGGCCUGUUGGUCCUAUGGACCGUUGGACCAACUGGCCUGUUGGUCCUAUGGACCGGUUGGACCAACUGGCCUGUUGGUCCUAUGGACCGGUUGGACCAACUGGCCUGUUGGUCCUAUGGACCGGUUGGACCAACUGGCCUGUUGGUCCUAUGGACCGGUUGGACCAACUGGCCUGUUGGUCCUAUGGACCGGUUGGACCAACUGGCCUGUUGGUCCUAUGGACCGGUUGGACCAACUGGCCUGUUGGUCCUGGCAUGGACCGGUUGGACCAACUGGCCUGUUGGUCCUAUGGACCGGUUGGACCAACUGGCCUGUUGGUCCUAUGGAUCGGUUGGACCAACUGGCCUGUUGGUCCUAUGGACCGGUUUGGACCAACUGGCCUGUUGGCCUAUGGACCGGUUGGACCAACUGGCCUGUUGGUCCUAUGGACCGGUUGGACCAACUGGCCUGUCGUCCUAUGGACCGUUGGACCAACUGGCCUUGGGUCCUAUGGACCG